ACCGAUCAAAUCUGCGAGCAGUGCCGCGAGAGACGUGUGUCUAGUGUUUAAGUAAAGUAAUUUAUUUCAAAUUUAAAUACAAAUAUGAGGGAAAUCGUGCACAUCCAGGCCGGCCAAUGCGGCAACCAGAUCGGAGCUAAAAACUUCGUGUUCGGCCAGUCCGGCGCCGGCAACAACUGGGCCAAGGGACACUACACAGAGGGCGCGGAGCUCGUCGACUCCGUUCUUGACGUAGUACGCAAAGAAUCAGAAUCAUGCGAUUGCUUACAAGGCUUCCAGCUCACACACUCCCUUGGUGGCGGUACCGGUUCCGGUAUGGGAACACUCCUUAUCUCCAAAAUUAGAGAAGAGUACCCCGACAGGAUCAUGAACACAUACUCAGUCGUCCCCUCGCCCAAAGUAUCAGACACCGUCGUCGAACCUUACAACGCCACACUCUCAGUCCACCAGCUCGUAGAAAACACAGACGAAACAUACUGUAUCGACAAUGAAGCGCUAUAUGACAUCUGUUUCCGCACGCUCAAGCUAUCCACACCAACAUACGGUGACUUGAAUCAUUUGGUAUCUCUCACAAUGUCCGGUGUUACAACUUGCCUCAGGUUCCCUGGUCAACUAAACGCCGAUCUUCGUAAACUCGCUGUAAACAUGGUUCCUUUCCCACGUCUCCACUUCUGUGCGACCCGCGCCACGGCCGCUACCUCACCGUCGCCGCCAUCUUCCGCGGCCGCAUGUCCAUGAAGGAGGUAGAUGAGCAGAUGCUCAACAUCCAGAACAAGAACUCGUCCUACUUCGUCGAAUGGAUCCCCAACAACGUGAAGACCGCCGUGUGCGACAUCCCGCCGCGUGGUCUCAAGAUGGCCGCCACCUUCAUCGGCAACUCCACCGCCAUCCAGGAGCUGUUCAAGCGCAUCUCGGAGCAGUUCACCGCUAUGUUCAGGCGCAAGGCUUUCUUGCAUUGGUACACUGGCGAGGGUAUGGACGAGAUGGAGUUCACCGAGGCGGAGAGCAACAUGAACGAUCUCGUCUCCGAGUACCAGCAGUACCAGGAGGCUACCGCCGACGAGGACGCGGAGUUCGACGAGGAGCAGGAGCAGGAUGUGGACGAGCACUAAACACUGAAACGAAACGUAGAUACUUUUGUCAAUUUAAACGCGUUACGCCAAAUGAGUAACAAAUUGAUUCCUACGUUAAAUUCAGAACCUGCUUUCUAACUUUUAACAGAUGCACAAUUUAACAUUGUCAGGAUUACUAUGAUAUAUAAAACAAAAAAAAAUCGACGGCAUUUGUAUUCGAUCGAUACAUUCCUCGUGAUUCCAACAAGUCUCAUUGAGAGCUAGAUCUGAAUUGUUUAAAGGCUGAUCUAAAGUAGACAUUGUGUAUUUAUAUUGUUUGGAAACAAAACAACUCGCCAAACGUAAAAAUGUCCGCUUCAAUAACAGAAGUUAUUACAGUUACAAUUGUUUUGAACAAUAAUUUAAUGUAUACAAAAUGCCGGACAAGUAUGUAAGCGGCAUUCUUAGUUAUUGAUCAUUGCAAGAGAAGAAACAUCCGUUUUCAAUGAAUUCUCGUAAUGCCAGGUAUCUUUCUGCGGCUAAUUUCCCAGAAAAGGGCCAUUACUAGGCUUAUAAAGGCAAAUAUAAUUAAAAAUGUCGGUUACACACAUACUCUGCAUAAUGUAAUAAAGAUUUUUAUUUAUUAAAAACAAA
This is a messenger RNA of Papilio polytes (common Mormon), 1706 nucleotides long. It is a transcript of the gene Tub1, whose product is annotated as tubulin beta-1 chain. Gene Ontology annotation, molecular function: GTPase activity; GTP binding; structural constituent of cytoskeleton. Gene Ontology annotation, cellular component: microtubule; cytoplasm. The record is from RefSeq and is a predicted model, not a curated record. Lineage: Eukaryota; Metazoa; Arthropoda; Insecta; Lepidoptera; Papilionidae. Gene Ontology annotation, biological process: microtubule cytoskeleton organization; mitotic cell cycle.